Lottia gigantea (owl limpet) is the source of this 480-nucleotide messenger RNA. RefSeq lists its product as hypothetical. The transcript is spliced from 2 exons. The annotation marks the transcript as partial. The record is from RefSeq and is a predicted model, not a curated record. NCBI's taxonomy places the organism in Eukaryota, Metazoa, Mollusca, Gastropoda, Lottiidae.
CUCAAUACAUCAAUUGUAGAGCUCAAUACAUCAAUUGUAGAGCUCUAUACAUCAAUUGUAGAGCUCAAUACCUCAAUUAUAGAGCUCAAUACAUCAAUUGUAGAGCUCAAUACAUCAAUUGUAGAGCUCAAUACAUCAAUUCUCAAUAAAUCAAUGGUAGAGCUCAAUACAUCAAUGGUAGAGCUCAAUACAUCAAUUGUAGAGCUCAAUAAAUCAAUGGUAGAGCUCAAUAAAUCAAUGGUAGAGCUCAAUACAUCAAUUGUAGAGCUCAAUAAAUCAAUGGUAGAGGUCAAUACAUCAAUUGUAGAGCUCAAUACAUCAAUUGUAGAGCUCAAUACAUCAAAAGUGGAGCUCAAUACAUCAAUUAUAGAGCUCAAUACAUCCAUGGUAGAGCUCAAUACAUCAAUGGUAGAGCUCAAUACAUCAAUGAAACUUGGGAUCAUAACAGAUUCUGAAAUGCGUCAUUUAGAAUUUUUUUAG